Molecule: messenger RNA, 4592 nt
Organism: Astyanax mexicanus (Mexican tetra)
Lineage: Eukaryota; Metazoa; Chordata; Actinopteri; Characiformes; Acestrorhamphidae
Gene: ankrd6a
Product: ankyrin repeat domain 6a
Exons: 14
Coding region: 1-2223 (740 amino acids)
Molecular function (GO): protein binding
Source: RefSeq, a predicted model, not a curated record
AUGCACAGCCCCUGUCUGUCCCAGCUGGCUUGCAUUGGACUGAUUAGGCAGCUGGGAGCGGGGCAUCAGACAGCACUGCACCGGGCAGCUGUGGUGGGAAACCGUGAGGUCAUCUCCGCCCUCGUCCAGGGAGGCUGUGCCCUCGACCUGCAGGACAAGGAUUUAUUUCAGCAGGAGGGAAACACCGCUCUGCACGAGGUGGCGUGGCACGGUUUCAGCCAGUCUGUUAAAGUUCUGGUGAAAGCUGGAGCGAACUUGCACAUUCAGAACAAGGGAGGAAGCACUCCUCUUCAUCUGGCCUGUCAGAACGGACACGCUCAGAGCGCUCGAGUGCUGCUGCUCGGAGGAUCAGUUCCAGACAUCAAAAACAAGGCAGGUGACACAUGUUUACACAUUGCCGCUCGGUACAAUCACGUGGUGGUGGUGAAGAUUCUCCUGGGUGCGUUCUGCUCUGUGGCUGAGAAAAACCAGGUAGGAGAUACUGCUCUUCACGUGGCCGCCGCCUUAAAUCACAAGAAAACAGUGAGUCUGUUACUGGAGGCGGGAGCUGACUGCAGCAUAAAGAACAAUGCAGGUCGCACAGCGCUGGAUAAAGCCAGAGACAAUAAUAACAGAGAAGUGUCUCUUCUUCUGGCCAGAUCCAACCAGGUUCAGAGGUUCACACGCGGCAGGACUGUGAGGAAGAGGAGGGAUGUACUGAGAGCUCAGAGAAGAGCCCAGUCUGUACCCCGAGAUGAGGUGCUACCUGGCAAGGACAGUCCAUCGGUGGGCGAGGACACGCACAGCAGCGACCGCGUGAUUCGCAGGAUCGCACAUCCUUUGGGAAACACCACGUCCAGCCCUCACACCAGGAGGAAGAUCAGGAGGCAUAAAGAGAGGUCAGAACACACUUCCCAGAGAGAGACCCUCCUACAGACAGCAACCAAGCGACCUGGACACAGCAGCUCCAGCCCUCAGGAAGAGGAACGGCAUCCAAACGGAAACGCGUACCAGCUUUACACCCUGUACCGGGACAUAGAUGGGUGCAUAAAACAGGCACCUGCUAAUGGCUGUAACUGCAAACCCUUAAUCAAGAAACUGGAGCACCAGCUGAAAGCCACCAAGAAGGAGAUGAGGUCUCAGAUCCACAUGGUUCAGGAGCAGAUGAACUGCAAACUGGGGAGAAUAGACUGUCAGAGCAAACAGCAGAUUAAAGUUCUGGAGAAGAUGACGCAGGAGCGAGUAUCUGCUGAGAGGAUGGAGUGCCGUUACCGCAUCAAUCAGAGAGCCACUUUGGAGAGAACGGAGAACCAGACGAGACAGGCGUCUGCAGCCGGCGAGGUGAAAAACUGGUGCAUGUCGAAGCUGCAGGAGAUGGAGGUGCAGCUACCAGCAGAAUCUGGGUACUAUAAACUGGUCCAGUCUCCUUCAACUGAUCAUUCAGUGCUGGAGACUGACCCAGAGCGUCUCCCGCUGCUGUCGGUCAUCUCUGCGGACAGCGGCAGCUCUCUGGCCACCUACGUCAAUCUGUUACCAAACCCUGCAGCCACAGGUUCUGCUGGGAAAAGCCCAGAGUUUGAUGAUCUUCAGGGAAGGAAAUAUUUUGAGGUGAAGCUGGACGGAUCACCCAGUAGACCAACAUGUCUGUCGGACAAUUACCAGAACAUAUCACAGCACUGUGCCACGCCGCCCAUCCCAGCCCAUCCCGUAAACCCACACAGACCCCUCAUCAGACAGCUGGCCAACGCUGACCCCCAGUGGCUGAACCCAGAACAGAGAGAGUCUGAGUGCAGACGGGGUCAGAGCGAGGAGCUGAGCUACAGCAGCACCAGCAGCAGCCUGUCCCCGUCCAGCAGGGGCUUCGACGACAGCGACCCCGAGCCCUCCAGACUCCAGGCCUGGCACCACCGCAAGCACCUGAGGGACCGGAUCAGAGCCCACCGAGCCAACGCCCAGCCGGGCAGCACCCUGCACACCCUGGAGUUCUUCACCGAGCGGCCCCCGGAGCCCUCCUUCAUCCAGGAGAGGGCCAACCUGCACGCCGUGGAGGUCACCCAGCGCUUCUUCGAGACGGUGUCCACGCAGCUGGAGCGCUGGUACGAGAGGAAGAUCCAGGAAGCACAGAGAGCCGUGGAGCACAGGGCACAGCAGGACAGAGCCGGCCUGCUGCAUCGCAUCGACGCCCUGGAGGAGGAGCUCCGGAGACUGAGGGCCAGAGAGCCUAAUGACUGCUUAAACCCUUAAAACCCUACAGACGGACUUUACGGCCAAAAUCGCACCUUGUGUUCUCAGCUUAAUUACUCAGGAAACCCUUCACACAUAAACCUAAUCCAUAUAUGGUUAGAAAGGGCGGAGCUUACUCUUUCUAAAAAUAGUGAUGAAUAACAUCCCAGUGCGGUAAAGCUAAAUCUACAAGAAACCCAUUGAGAAAAACACCUAAAAAAGUGAAAAAUCUCCUUCCCCAACCAAUAUUUAAUAUUUACCUUUAGUGCUUCAAACAUAUUUAUAUGAUGUUUCAAACCAAAUAAUAUCAGUAAAUAAAGACUCAAAAGAAAAAACACAGAAAAAACGUGUGAAACUACCUGCUUUACUCAAACUAAAGCUAGGUAUGUUGUGCGCACUACUUUAUAUCGUUUUUAUUUUACUCGCACAUUUUUACUAAGUAGUUAUUUUGCACUAAACUAAAUUUUUAUUUAUUUAGACUAAAAAGUUUACAUUUUUGUAUAUAUUUAUUUAUUUUCUUUGUGUGUCCUGACUCUCAUAUACACUCUAGUCUAAGCAUUUUUGAAAAGAUAUCUUAGGUGUGAAUAUAUUUAAAGUCUAUACAUUAAAAAAAUGAGUAAAAAAAAACAACUAGUUUUUAUACAGAUUCUCUCCAAAAAACCUAAUGUAGCAUAUUUAGAGUGGCGCUGCCACUUUGGUCGGGAGAUUGCUAGUUUGAAUCCUGGUCAUGCAGCUUGCCAUCAGCUGCCGGAGCCCUGAAAGAGCACAAUUGGUCUUGCUCUCUCUCUCUGGGUGAGUACAGUAGAUGGCGCUCUUUCCCCUCAUCGCUCCUAGGGUGAUGUGGAUCAGCACAAGGCUGUGUCUGUGAGCUGAUGUAUCGGAACCGAUUCGCUGCGCUUUCCUUUGAGCGUUAGCGCUGUGAUGCUACUUAGCAGUUGCAAAAGAGGCGGAGUCUGACUUCACAUCACUAGUGAUAGGGGGAGUCUUAUUGAGUGGGUUGGGUAAUUGGCCGUGUAAAUUGGGGAGAAAAUGGGAUGAAUAUAAAUGUGAUUUAAAAUAAAAGCACAAAAAUAUUAAAUUAUUAUAAUUAUUAUUAUAAUAAUAAUUAUUAUUAUAUGGUAAUUUAUGUGUUUAUUGAGAGCAACCCACUCCACACAAGAAGGAUGCCAAAAAUAGCUUUUAGAGGAUCUACACUCAGGAUUUGUUGAUUUACAUAAAGUUGAAAAGGCUACAAAGGCAAACUAUUUACAAAUGGAGACAAUUUGGGACUGUGGCUACCCAGACAAAAUUGCCCCUAGAGCACAGCAGAGACUCAUCUAUGAGGUAAAGAAAUUCUGAGUGAAAUAACUGCAUGUCUGAAAUUCCUCAGUGGUACUGGCAAAAUCUUUUUUGAGAUUGAAGUGCUGUAAGAUUGAAUUGCUGCUCUGAUAAAGAUCACACUAAAAACAUCAUGCUAACUGUAUAACAUGGUUGAGGGAACAUCAGGAUGUGGGUCUGCUUUGGUGUAUUAGGGUCUGGACAGCUAAAAAUCACUGAGGGAAAGAUUAAUUAUUAUAGGAUAUUGUGAGAGUGUCUGUACAUCAGAUGAAACCCUGUAGAUGUUGGAUCACGCAACAGGACAAUGACCCAAAACUUAUUAUAUGUUUUGGAGUACUAGUCAGAUUUAUUCAAUGUUGGCAUUGUAAAAAAACGAUAUGGACACAGUCUGAUGCUAAUAAUAUGUAUUUCUUAAAACAAAAAUAAAAUACAAAUAGUAAGUAACUGAAUACAGGAUGCAGUUUUGUUUUUUCUAGAUUGUGAAAAUAUUUAACUUCUUUCCUAUGCUUGGAAUUAUGCUUCUUAUUUUCUCUGUUUGUAUUGGAAAGGCAAAACUAAUUAAUAAAAAAAAGCCAGACCUGUCAGUUACCCAUCCAUAAUGCUGUAACAUGUAUAUAUAAUAUGAUAUAUACAGCUCUGAAAAAAAAUAAGAGACCACUUCAGUUUCUGAAUCAGAUUUUGCUAUUUAUAGGUUUAUGUUUGAGUAUUUAAGCAUUCAUUUAGAGCAUUUAUUUGCAGAAAAUGAAAUGAAAUGAAAAGAUGCAGAGCUUUGAGAUCUCAAAUAAUGCAAAGAAAACAAGUUCAUAUUCAUAAAGUUUUAAGAGUUCAGAAAUUAAUAUUUGGUGGAAUAACCCUGGUUAGUUUUUAAUCACAUUUUUCAUGCAUCUUGGCAUCAUGUUCUCCUCCAUCAGUCUUACACACUGAUUUUGGAUAACUUUAUGCUGCUUUACUCCUGGUGCAAAAAUUCAAGCAGUUCAGUUUGGUGGUUUGAUGGCUUGUGAUCAUCCAUCUUCCUCUUGAUUAUAUUCCAGAGGCUUUUAAUUUGGUAAAAUCAAAGAAACUCAUCAUUUUUA